Aplosporella prunicola CBS 121167 is the source of this 234-nucleotide messenger RNA. RefSeq lists its product as uncharacterized. The transcript has a single exon. NCBI's taxonomy places the organism in Eukaryota, Fungi, Ascomycota, Dothideomycetes, Botryosphaeriales, Aplosporellaceae. The record is from RefSeq and is a predicted model, not a curated record. The annotation marks the transcript as partial.
GCAGGCCGCUGCAAGGACAUCCACUCGCUGUCGGGUGAAGCCCUCGAGCUCGCCAACGCCGGCGGCGGCUGCUACCAGGCUACCGUCCAGGGCCGCAUGUGCCUCUCCUUCACCAAUAUCAACGACGCCGUCAAGGACUGCCUUGCCAAUGAGGCUGCCGCCCAAGAGAGCUAUCAUGGUGAUUGGUUCCUUUGGACUGCUGUUACUUGCGAGGCGGGGGGUGGGAAGGCCUAG